Dama dama (fallow deer) is the source of this 7503-nucleotide messenger RNA. Its product is annotated as zinc finger protein 699. The transcript has 6 exons. Gene Ontology annotation, molecular function: RNA polymerase II transcription regulatory region sequence-specific DNA binding; DNA-binding transcription factor activity, RNA polymerase II-specific. The record is from RefSeq and is a predicted model, not a curated record. Gene Ontology annotation, biological process: regulation of transcription by RNA polymerase II. Gene Ontology annotation, cellular component: nucleus. NCBI's taxonomy places the organism in Eukaryota, Metazoa, Chordata, Mammalia, Artiodactyla, Cervidae. Bases 437 to 2254 code for a protein of 605 amino acids.
CACGCUUCUGCGCGUGCGCGAGCGGACGGCCUUGUCUUCUUGCAUCUCUGUCUAAAUCUGAUGCAAAUUUUCGCCCGAGUUCUGCCCAGCCGGCCCCAAGUCUGGUGCUCGGGAGGUGGAGAACUCGCCCUUGGGAUCAGUGGUCAAAAGACUGCCGAUUGGGCUUCCCGCCGGGAGCUGCUCCCUGCCGCUCCCGGGGUCUCUAGCAGCCGCGGCUGGUCCCAAACUCACUGAAUCAGUAACUCUGUGCGGGUUCAGCAGUCGGGGUGAAUCGGCUGCAGGCAAGAGUUGAAGAGCCAUUCUCGUACUUAAUCGGCCUCCAAAAGCAUCCUCUGCUCUUUCCGGAAAGGAAAAGCAUCCCUGCCAUUCGGUCACGGGGACGUGAGCCUAAGCCUCGUCUCUGAUCGGGUUUGUGGAUUUCGGUUUGUUUGGGAACAUGGAGGAAGAGAAAACAGCUGCCGAGUUACGGAAAAAUGUGAUACAAGACACAGUGGUCUUUGAAGAUGUGGCUGUGGAUUUUACCCAAGAGGAGUGGGCUCUGCUGGAUCUCGCUCAGAGAAACCUCUACAGAGAUGUGAUGCUGGAAAACUUCCGGAACCUGGCCUCAUUAGGUUUCAAGAUUCAACUUAAAGGUAAUGAAUCAGUCGUUCCACAAGAUACUUGUGGAGAAAAAAUAUCCAAUGAACAGGAUAUAGUAGGAUUCAAAAGGAGUGAUUCCUCAUUGUCCAUUUUACAUAAAAUCUGGGAAUACCAUGAUAUUGAUUACCAGAACAAAAACCACGAGAGACAUUUGAGAAGUCAUGGGGUUGAGAACAUCUACAAACAUAAUGAAGAAAAUCAGUGUGGACAAACCUUCAGCCAAAUUUCACACCUUAAUGUACUCAAGAGAACUACUGAAGUAAGAGCCUAUGAGUGCCAUGCGUGUAAAAAGGCCUUCAUAGAUCAUUUAUCCCUGAAGAAUCACAUUAGGUCUCACACUGGUAGCAAACCCUAUCAGUGUAAGGAAUGUGGAAAAGCUUUCCAUUUUUUUGCUUGUUUUAAGAAGCAUAUGAAAACUCCCACUGAAGAGAAACCCUACGAAUGUAAGGAAUGUACCAAAGCCUUCAGUUGUUCUUCCUUCUUUCGGGCACAUAUGAAGAUUCAUACAGGAAAGACAAGUUGCGAAUGCAGGGAAUGUGGGAAAACCUUUAGCUGUUCUUCAUCCCUCACAGAACACAAAAGAAUUCACAGUGGAGAUAAGCCUUAUGAAUGUAAGGAGUGUGGGAAAGCCUUUAGCUGUUCCUCCUCACUCUCCAAACACAAAAGAAUUCACAGUGGAGAUAAGCCAUAUGAGUGUAAGGAGUGUGGGAAGGCCUUCAGUUCCUCCUCUCACCUUAUCAUACAUAUAAGAAUCCAUACUGGAGAAAAGCCUUAUGAAUGUAAAGAGUGUGGGAAAGCCUUCAGUGAGUCCUCAAAGCUCACUGUACACGUUAGAACACAUACAGGUGAGAAACCCUAUAAAUGUAAGGAAUGUGGGAAAGCCUACAACUGUCCAUCCUCCUUGAGCAUCCAUAUGAGAAAACAUACAGGGGAAAAACCCUAUGAAUGCCUUGAAUGUGGGAAAGCCUUCUAUCUUCCCACUUCCCUGAAUACACAUGUGAAAAAUCAGAGUAGAGAGAAACCCUAUGAAUGUAAAGAAUGUGGAAAAGCCUUCAGUUGCCCCUCGUCCUUUCGAGCACAUGUGAGAGAUCACACUGGAAAGGUGCAGUAUGAAUGUAAGGAAUGUGGGAAAGCCUUCAGUCGUUCCUCAUCCCUCACUGAACACUUAAGAACUCACAGCGGAGAAAAGCCUUAUGAAUGUAAGGAAUGUGGGAAAGCCUUCAUCAGUUCAUCCCACCUGACGGUACAUAUAAGAACUCACACUGGAGAGAAACCUUAUGAAUGUAAGAAAUGUGGAAAAGCCUUCAUUUACCCCUCAGCCCUUAGGAUCCACAUGAGAACACACACUGGGGAGAAACCCUAUGAAUGUAAGGAAUGUGGGAAAGCCUUUCGCCAUUCUUCAUACCUGACUGUCCAUACAAGGAUGCACACUGGAGAGAAACCCUUUGAAUGUCUGGAAUGUGGGAAAGCUUUCAGUUGUCCUUCAUCCUUUCGAAGACAUGUAAGAAGCCACACUGGUGAGAAGCCCUAUGAAUGUAAGGAAUGUGGGAAAGCCUUUGUUUGUCCUGCUUACUUUCGAAGGCAUGUGAAAACUCACACUAGAGAAAAUGUAUAAAGUAAGGAAUGAGGGAAUGUCUUUAAUGCUUUUUCAAAGCUUAGGCAGCACAUGAGAUCUUACACUGUGGAGACACACUAUGAAUGUAAGAAAUUGUCACUCAUCUUUUGGAAAAACCCAUAACUGAGAGAAACUCUGUGUUUGUAAAUCAUGUGGUAAUAUCUCCAUGACCAUCACUUAUUACAUUACUUAUUAUACACAUGACUUAUUGUAUUCUAAGAAAAUUCAUACUCGAAGCAACGAUCAAUGCCUCAUCCUUAAAGUGGGCUACUGCUGGCUUAUUGAUUUCCAGUUUUAAUUUUCUGAUAUGAAUGUUUAAGGUGGUAAAUUUCCUCUAAUACCUUUCAGCUCUAGCCACAUAUGUUUUAUUAUGAGGUACUUUUAUUUUGGUUCAGAUGUAAAUGUUAUUUCUGUUACAGAGUUUUCUGGACCCAUCGGGCAUUUAAAGUAUAUUUUUUUAUAUGUAGGCAUGAGUGAUCUUUUAUUACUAUUAUUAGUUACUGAUUAAUCCUCAUUGUUCUCUAAGUGUGCAGUCAUUGUGGUAUCAACAUUCCAGUAUGUGUAGUUUCUUUUGUAAAUGGUAAUUUCAUUUUGAUCUAGUAUGGCAGAAACCGGAAAUUUUCUACCCACUAUUCCUCCCCGCCUCUUUUUUUUUUUUUUUUUUUACAAAAACAUUAUUAGUUUUUACCAUUAAAAGCUUUCCCUGUCUAAUAAGUAAUCCAGUGGAAAUCAAUAAGUACAAAAGCCUUGAUAGAAGAGUCUCAUCUGUUAUGGUAUUUUUGUAUUUUUUUUUUAUCCUUGCUUAUGACUGGGAAUUGGACCCAAUGUUUUGAACUUUUAUAAAAGAGACCUUGCAACAGGAAAGCUACAAGUAAAGUUGGUUGGGCUGGUUUAUGUUGUGGUACUUUGGACGUGGCUGGGACUGCAUUUCCCAGAGUCAGUUCUUUAUCUAGUUCUAGGUUUGAGUUGUCUAAAAUAAGAGUUUGUGUGAGAAUUGGAAGGCAGAGGGAAGAAACCAUUAUUCUGAGUUUGUGGGGCCAACAAGACAGGGAGACCGAUGCAUGGGGGCCUGGCAAGCUUCAGUUUCCAGCUUUCCCCCUAAUUAUUGACUCACUGAUCUAUACUGGCUCAAAGCAGAACACAAAAUGCUUGACUUUCAUUAUCUCAGAGGCAGCCACUCCAUAGACACCUCCAUAAAUUUCUCCAUCAUGGCCAUACAUAGCUUCUUGGAUUUUUCUGGUAAGUUCUUGCAUUGUAAUUUUGCUGAUAUUACAGCCCCUCUGGCACAUCUGUUGACUGCAUAGAGUUGGCUCCAGUUUGGAUCAGGGUUGUUGUCAUCUACAUGGUCCAAAGUGUGCUAAUCUUGUGUACAGCUUGAUGAAGUUUUACACUGAAAACUGUGACAAACAGAACUUUUCCAGGAUUUCAGAAAGUUCAUUCAUCUGCUUUCUCAAUAAUUGCUCUGGGGACUUUACUGGUGGUCCAGUGGCUAAGAAUCUGCCUGCCAGUGCAGGGGGCUGGGGUUUGAUCCCUGAUCAGGGAACUAGAUCUCACAUGCCACAACUAAAGAUCCUCCAUACUGCAACUAAGACUUAGUGCAGCCAAAUAAAUAAAUAAAAAUAAAUAAAUAUUAAAAAAUGUUGCUCCACAAUUUUGGCUUUGAUUAUAAUUUAUUAAGUUUGCUUGUUCUUGAUCUUCAUGUAAAUGUUAAGAUACAAUAUGUACAGUUACAUGUUUGGCUUCUUUUUUCAAAUUAUAAUGUCUAAUUUGCCUCUUAAUUUCUAUUUUGGCAGACUAUGAAUUUAUAUCUCUUGUUACAUGCUUUGAAUAUAAGAAUGAAAUUACUGAAUCAUAGGAUAGACUUUAUGUUUAGGUGAAUUCUUUGCUGUCUGAGCUACCAGGGAAGUCAGGUAAGCCCUGACUAUAGUGAGAAUUUAUUCAUCUUCUAUCUGACAGUUUGUAUCCUUUGAUCAGUAUCUCCCCAUUUUCCCUACCCCUAGUCCCUGGAGAAACUGGUUGCAUGAAAUCAGGAUUCAAUUGUGUAGAGUCCACAGAGAUAAGAAAAGAUAUCUAUACCUGUGCCACUGAAUGUAGAAGCAUGUGAGAAUACAUAGCUGAGAUCUAAAAAUAUAGAAAAUUGUAAUUUUUAUUGGCCCCAUUUUAAAACUAAGAAACUGACAUUUCAAUAGGCUGGGUAACAAAGUUUUUAGAAACAGUAGGUAUUAAUAGUUUCAGCUACAAUUCAUACUUAGGAUUACAAGUUGAUUCAAAAGAAGAAAUAUGGGCUUCACUUUCAGAGAGGACUAUAAAAGAAUUUGGUAGCCAUGUCUUAAAACUGUCACUUUUGUGCAUGAUCAGUCACUCAGUCAUGUCCAACUCUUUGUGACCCCAUGGACUGUAGCCCACCAGGCUCCUCUGUCCAUGGGAUUUCCCAGGCAAGAAUACUGAAGCGGGUUGCCAUUUCCUUCUCCAGGGGAUCUUCUGGCCCAGGGAUUGAACCCACAUCUCCUGUGUCUCCUGCAUUGGCAGGAGGAGUCUUUUGCACUACACCACCUGGGAAGCCCUUCCUCUGGUUACUUAUCCUUUUAAAAUGUAUGUAUAUGUCUCUAUCUAGUUACAUACAUAUACAUAAAACAUCUAUUAUAUAUAUAUGUAAAUUAUGUAUACUAUAUAUACCUGUACUGCAGAUAGUUUUUCCCAGUCUCUGGCUUGUCUUCAUUCUUUUCAUUUUUGUAAACUAUAAAGAGAAUUAAAUAGUUUGAUUACAGGAAAAUCCUAGGAUAUAACUAAUUGCAGAGAUGGCUGGAUCCUGGAGCUAAAAAGAUGUUAGCUGGAUGAAUUCUCUCUCCAUUCCUUGACUGUGCAUCUUUCUGCAUUAAUUAUUCUCCCAGGUGGGCUCUUUCUCUCCACAGUGGCCCUCAGAAGAUCCAAGCUGCUUUCUUUCCAGGUUGACGUGUCAGGGAGAAGAGAGUGAUUAUCAUUGUGACCGAUUCCAAUAUGCCUGUUACAGUUCAAUCUGAUUGGCUUACUUGCCAACUUAUCAAUUCAUUGUGGCCAGAGGAAUAUGAUUCUUUGGUUGGUUUAGGACUGGCUUCUCACUGAAUCUUGUUGUUCAAUUGCUAAGUUGUCAGAAUCUUUGUGACCCAAUGGACUGAAGCACACCAGGCUUCCCUGUCCUUCACUAUCUCCCAGAGUUUGCUCAAACUCAUGUCCAUUGAGUUGGUGAUGCCAUCCAACCAUCUCAUUCUCUGUCACCCCCUUCUCCUCCUGCCUUCAAUCUUUCCCAUCAUCAGGGUGUUUUCCAAUGAAUUGGCUCUCUGCAUCAGGUGGUCAAAGUAUUGGAGCUUCAGUUUCAGUAACGGUCCUUCCAAUGAAUAUUCAGGGUUGAUUUUAUGAUGUAUAUGGUUAAGGGAGAAGGCAGCAGGGGCAGAUAGGGUAUAGUAAUAGAUGUAAUAAUAACAUUAGCCAACACAAUAUGUUUACUCUGAUCUUAGCAGUGGGAGGGAACUAUGAAGGCUGGGAACUCUCAGCCAGACAUAGUUCAAGAAAUCUUUCAGAAAGGUUUGAUUAUGUUACCAUCUCUUUUGAUUGCUGAAGAUGAUUUCUCAGUCUUUACAUAAUUUUGCAAUUAUGUACUUGCAAUCUAAUUUUGCAAUUAGAUACUUGGUAGCACGAGCCUUCCAACUUUUUUAUUCAUCAAGAUUGUCAUUCCUUCUCUAUUUCCCACUUGAUUCUAUAUUAAUUUUAGGAUCUCCUUAGCAAUUUUCACAAAUCUUUUGGGACUCUGCUUGGAAUUGCAUUGACUUUAUAGAAUAACGUGAAUAAAAUUAAUGUCUUUACAACACUAAGUCUUUUAACUGAUGAGCCUAAUAUAAUUGUUCAUUUAUCUAGGUAAUUUUUAAUUCCUCUUAACUGUUUUUUUUUUUUUUUUGUAGUUUCUAUUGUAGAGGUCUUGAAUAACUUUAUUUCUAGGCUUGUGGUAUGUUUUCCUUUGUAAAUAUUUUUAUUUAAUUUUUGAUUUUGGGGGCUAGCACAUAGAAUUGCAAUUUCCUUUUGUACAGUGAUCUUUUAUCCAUGACAUUUAUACAUUAUUUAUUCAAAUGAUUUAUGAGUUAUUUUGGAUUUUUGUUGCAUACAAUCUUGUCAACACCAAUAAAAGAAAGUCUUACUUGAUUUCUAAAUUUUACCCUUUCUUUUUCUUGCCUCAUUGCUUUAUAGUAAUAAAUAGAAAUGAUUAAAGUGAACAUCUUUGCAUUCUUCCUGAUUUUAGGGGAAAGUGUUCCAUAUUUUUCCAUUAAGUAUAAUAAUAGUUAUGUUUUUCAUAGAUAACUUUUAAAAAUGAAAGGAAUUCUGUUCUACUAUCUAUUCCUCAAUUGUGAAGAUGUUUUUGAAAAACUACCUUGUAACUUAAAAAAGAUCUUAAUUGGAGGAUAAUUGCGUUACAAUGUUGUGUUGAUUUCUGCUGUACAAUAACACAACUCAUCCAUAAUCAGCCAUAAGUAUAUAUAUAUGGGAAGAGUUUUUAAAAUCAUUAAUGGAUAAUGGAUUUUACCUAGUGCCUUUUCUGUCUAUGUCAGGGUCUUUAAAAAUAAUUCCUUGGUCUCUUAAUGUGGAGAAUUAGUACAUUCCUUGACUUUCAAGUGGUAAGACAACAUGUAUUCCUAGAAUAAACCAUACUUGGGAAUGUUAUAGAUUAGCUUAUUAACCUAUUCAUUUUGCUUGAUUCAAAAUGCUGUUUAAAAAAAUUAUUUCUGUGUCUGUGUUAAUGAGGUUUGUCUUGUAAUUUCUUUUAUGUCAGUAUGCUUUGUAUCAAGUUCAUGCUGCCUCAUAAAAGUUGGAAACUGUUCUGAAGACUUUAUAUAGAAUCUGAACUAUCUACUAUCUAUUCCUUAUAUGUUUGGAAGAAUUCAUCAGGGAAUCUAUAUUUGGGUUUUCUUGACAGGAAGCUUUUGUAAAAUCAUUUUACUGUUGAAUGUGUGUGUGUGUAUGUGUGUGUGUAAUGCUCAGUUGUGUCCAACUCUUUGCAACCUCAUGGACUGUAGCCUGCCAGGUGCCACUGUCCAUGGAAUUUUCCAGGCAAGAAUAUUGGAGUGGGUUGCCAUUUCCUACUCCAGUGGUGAUUUAUAUUGAAUGUAUAAAUAGACAAAAGAUUAUUUAAAAUUUGUAUUUGUUUUGCUAUAUUGUAUCUCUCCAUUCCAUAACUUUCCAAAUUUGUUGGCCUAAAGUUAUUAAUAAAAUCCUAUAAUUUA